Molecule: messenger RNA, 282 nt
Organism: Menidia menidia (Atlantic silverside)
Lineage: Eukaryota; Metazoa; Chordata; Actinopteri; Atheriniformes; Atherinopsidae
Source: the annotation of a GenBank genome assembly
AUGGUCACGUUCGCGGAUGACAACACAGUCCUGGGCCUCAUCAGGAACAACGAUGAGAUGGCAUACAGGGACACAGUGUCACAGCUGGCAGCUUGGUGUGCACGCAACAAUCUGGAGCUCAACGUCAACAAGACGGUGGAGAUGGUCAUAUCUUCUGCACGCACCCCCCCCCCACUUCUCAUCAACAGCUCUGCAGGUCAGGUGGUGAACUCUGUAAAGUUCCUGGGCCUUACCAUCACCAGCGAUCUCAAGUGGGAGACACACGACCAAGCUCAUCUGUAA